Xenopus laevis (African clawed frog) is the source of this 2033-nucleotide messenger RNA. RefSeq names its product zinc finger matrin-type 2 L homeolog (gene zmat2.L). Gene Ontology annotation, cellular component: nucleus; U4/U6 x U5 tri-snRNP complex; spliceosomal complex. Gene Ontology annotation, biological process: mRNA splicing, via spliceosome. Lineage: Eukaryota; Metazoa; Chordata; Amphibia; Anura; Pipidae. The record is from RefSeq and is marked provisional. Gene Ontology annotation, molecular function: nucleic acid binding; zinc ion binding.
CAAGAGGUCUGGGCCGGGCAAGAUGGCGUCGGGAAGCGGAUCGAAAAAUGCAGACUUCCGUCGGAAGUGGGACAAAGAUGACUAUGAGAAACUUGCACAGAAGCGAAUUACAGAAGAAAGAGAAAAGAAAGAUGGCAAACCUGUACAACCCAUUAAAAGAGAAUUACUCCGACACAGAGACUAUAAGGUGGACCUGGAGUCCAAGCUGGGAAAGACCAUUGUCAUUACAAAGACCACUCCACAGUCUGAUAUGGGAGGCUACUAUUGCAAUGUUUGUGACUGUGUGGUGAAAGAUUCAAUCAACUUCUUGGACCAUAUCAAUGGCAAAAAACAUCAAAGGAACUUGGGAAUGUCCAUGAGAGUAGAACGCUCAACGCUGGAUCAAGUCAAGAAACGAUUUGAGGUUAAUAAGAAAAAAAUGGAAGAAAAGCAGAAGGACUACGACUUCGAAGAGCGCAUGAAAGAGCUCCGGGAAGAGGAAGAAAAAGCACGAGCAUAUAAGAAAGAGAAGCAGAGGGAGAAAAAGCGAAAAGCAGAAGAAGAUCUGGGAUUUGAAGAGGAUGAUGAAAUGGCUGCUGUCAUGGGUUUCUCAGGCUUUGGGUCAUCAAAAAAGGGUCACUAGUGUGACUCACCCCCAACCUGCAGAACCACGUGGGAAACUUUUUUUUUUUUUUUGGUUUUAUAUAUAUUUUUUUCAUAGGGAGGGAGGCAAAGAAACAACCUUAAAUUAGUUGGAAAUGACCCGUGUCCUCAGCAUCUUUGCCCCUGCAAACAGACUUUUAAAUAAAUCCAUUGCCACUCUCACGCCUGCUGAUUUUCAUUAUUGCCAUCCAUUGUGAGGAGGCUGGAGCCUAACACUUUUUUUAAAUUGUUUUUUUUUUUUACAAGAAACAAUGUCCCCCUGCCAUGUAAAUCUCCGAGCCGGCCCAUAAUAUUUUUCAGUGUGUGUUCCGGUGGCCUUCUGCUCGGUAUGUUUUUUUUUUUUUCUUUUUUUUGUGGUAAUAAACAUGAAUAAAAUCUUUGACUAUUUUAGUAAUGAGCAAUGAUAGCAAUUUGCCUGUGACAUAAGACAGUCUCAGUGUUAACUGUGCACAGUAGGGCAGCAUGAAGUAGAGUCCUGCAGCGGGUCGGUUACCCGCAAAAACCUGUGGUACGUUGCGGUUAGAAGUUCCAGGUGCGGGUAUAGACACGGGUCAGGCUGCGGGUCUUCUCAAUAGUGGGUUUUACUCCUUUUUUCUGAUCACGACUACUUCCGAUGACGUCACUUCCUGUUUUCAAUGACAGCACUUCCUGAUUCUUGAUGGUCAGUGGGUCUGGGUUGUGGAUGAGGUACUUGCGGGUCCAAUCGGGUAAGAAUGUGGGUCCAGGUUGCAGGUACGGGUUCCAAAAAUGGACCUGCGUAGGACUCUAGCAUGAAGCACCUAGGUGGAAAAAAAAAUAAAUUUUUUGUCUGUUUAUGAUUCUUCAAGGUUCCUGAAAUAUUGACAGGCUUUUCAGUUGAACAUGUUUGCCUAGUAUCUCUAAUGGAUUCAAUAUAUACACAUAUAUAUAUACUGUAUAUAUAUCCUGUUUACAUUUGCUCUAGCACCGUGGGGAACUGAGAAGCCUUAAAUGCAGUCUGUUGGGUUUCUAAUGCAUUAAAAGGAAAUGACAAGUCAGAAUGGAAAGAUGUUUAUUUCUUCCCAACAAGAGAAACGCACACGGCCCACUGGAACGUUCUUACCUCCGGUGCAUCGAGAGGGAAGUAAUAGGAAUUAACUCCAGUGCUACCGGCCAGCAAAUAUCAACCAGAGCUUCACAACUAAAGGCCUCACUCACUUUGUUGUAUAUUUUAGUGAUUAAAGGGGUCCUCCACCCAAAAAACAGCAAUUUGUUUGCCAAAUGAAAGAAAUGUGCACAAAUACGUUUUCAGUGUUUUUAAAGUAUCUCUAAGUGUAAUUGCAGGUGAAAGCAGGGUUUGUUUAGCUUUUCUGUGCUGCGGGCCGUACUCUGUAAGGGGAUUUAACCCCAAAAAAUAAAUACAUGAAUGUAAA